This is a messenger RNA of Microdochium trichocladiopsis, 834 nucleotides long. RefSeq lists its product as uncharacterized. The record is from RefSeq and is a predicted model, not a curated record. The transcript has a single exon. Gene Ontology annotation, molecular function: oxidoreductase activity, acting on NAD(P)H, oxygen as acceptor. Gene Ontology annotation, cellular component: intracellular anatomical structure. Lineage: Eukaryota; Fungi; Ascomycota; Sordariomycetes; Xylariales; Microdochiaceae. Bases 1 to 834 code for a protein of 277 amino acids.
AUGGCCCAAUUCGCCAACGUCAAGCAGCUCUUCGACAUCACCGGGCGCAACUACAUCGUCACCGGCGGUGCGCAGGGCAUCGGCCUGGCGAUGGUGCAUGCGCUGGCGCAGUGCGGCGCCAACGUGGUCGCGCUCGACAUGCAGGCGGCCCCCAGCACCGACUACGCGAGCCUGGCCAAGCAGCUCAACGUCCGGCUCAGCUACGUGCAGGCCGACGUGACAGACGAGCAAGGCCUGACAGCCGCCUUCCACAGGGCGUUUGAGCUCCUCGGCGGCACCGUGCACGGGCUCGUCACCUGUGCGGGCAUCGCGCUGGAAAAGGCGUUCCACGCGACCACCUGGGCCGAGUGCCGCAAGAUCCAGGACGUCAACGUCACAGGGAGCUACUUCUCGGCGCAGCUCGUGGCCGAGCAGAUGCGCAAGCAGGGCACGCGCGAGGGGGCCAGCAUCGUCCUGGUCGCGUCCAUCACGUCGCACACGGUGCUCCCGCAGCACCGCAUGUCGGCGUACAGCGCGUCCAAGGGGGCGGUGCGCAUGCUCUCGCAGGCGCUGGCCGUCGAGCUCGCCGCCGACGGGAUCCGGGUCAACUCGAUCUCGCCGGGGUUCAUCGACACCGAGAUGACGCAGGAGGUGCGCAAUGCGAACCCGGCCAUGGUGGCCAUCAUGAACGACACGCCGCCGCUGAAGAGGAUCGGGACGAGGGAUGACUUGUUGGGUGCCGCGGUGUACCUGCUGAGUGACGCGUCGGCGUACACGACUGCUGCGGAUAUUGCCAUCACGGGAGGACUGCAUGUGCAGAUGGCGUUGGACAACAAGCUGGCCCAGCAGCCGUAG